AUGAAGGAAAACUUGGAUCUACAGGCUGAAGUGAUCGCAAUCCAGCUUCGAAAAGAUCAACAAUUAUGCAAAGAGAAAAGGAUACCUACUACGCUGGCUUUGCAAUUAUCAUCUGCAUCGAGUUCUCUCCUAGAUGAGAUAGCCUGGCAUCUCACCCCUCACCACGAAGUAUCGAAAGCCCUGCGAUCCAUGAGAUGCAACAGCAUCAUCAAGGGCAUACAGACAUACUUGAGCAAUCUCGAUAAAAUGGCAGGCGAUGAACCGAGCAAAGAUGCCAUCCACGCACCCACAAAGAACGAGCUGGAAACGACCAUGAAAGUGUUGGAUUACCUCCAGAAACACAACUUGGUAUCGCAGACAUCGACAGAUCCUCUCUCGGAUGUAAUACGCACUGUCCAAGCAGAACUCUCAGUGGACAGCACUGUUCGCUCAGCGCAACACAAAAUAUUUCAAAAAGACCAAAGUCCCAAAAACACACAAACCAAACAAAGAUGCUACAUCUGUCGCUAUCUUUUCCAGCCCGCUGACGCCCAUGAGCUGUACCCUUCAUUGUGUCGCCAAUGCGGCAUGUUCAACACAGGCUGCUCGCAGCUAUCGCUACCCGAAAAGCUGAACCUCACCGGCAAAACCGCCCUCGUUACAGGAGGCAGAAUCAACCUCGGCUACUCUACUGCCCUGAGACUUCUACGCUGCGGGGCCAAAGUAAUCAUCUCUUCUCGGUAUCCAGCUGACGCAGCCGCACGAUACGCGGACGAGGGUGAUUUCUCGCAGUGGAGUCCAAGAUUAAAGGUCAUCGGUGCGGACUUCAGAACCGCAACUGAUGCUUUCCGUCUUGUGCAUAUUGUCAAGGCAUUGCUAUCCGAUUGGGAGGGCGAGGGCGUAUCUACCACGCGGCAAUAUCUGGACAUUCUCAUCAAUAACGCCGCACAGACCUUGACAGAUCCCAUCAAAGCAGAGAUCAAAGCAAUUUCCAGAGAGGAAGAUUUAAAAGAAAGGCCCGAGACCAAGCUUUUGCUUGCCGGCGUGGCCAAUCGAUACCAACCACAGGUCCGCGGCGGACUCCAAGCAUCUUGGAUACCCAGUAUCGAGGGACAGAACCAGCUCCAGAUCGAAAACGGAAGUACAGAGAAUGGUCUAUCCAGAGAUCAUGUACCCCAAAAGGGCCUCCGAACUACCGAACAAGACCCCUCAAAGUCAUCCUGGGUUCAAAGUCUAAACGAGAUACCCUAUGAAGACUUGAUAAGCGCACACUCAGUGAACGCCUUCGUCCCAUUGAUUCUAUGCCGCGAACUCCUCUGUCACAUGGGCACCGAGAACCCAAGCUCGAUUCUCAAACCGCAGGGAUAUAUCGUGAACGUCUCAUCCCGAGAAGGAAUUCUCGAAGACGUGCCUCGUUCACGUAGUAAGGGUGGUCACCAUGUCCAUACGAAUAUGUCCAAGGCUGCUAUCAAUAUGAUUACGGAGACAGAGGCACAUUCUGCGUGGAAGACGCGGCGGGUUGCUAUGAAUUCUGUGGACCCGGGGUAUAUGAGUGCCGCGCCGGAGUGUCAGCGUGAGGACGGAUGUCCUAUUAGGUUCGAAGAUGGUGCUGCGAGGGUACUUUGGCCUAUUGCUGUUGGUGAGAUCGAGGGACGGGUUAUAAGUGGCAGGUUUAUGAAGCACUUUCAAGAAGGUGUUGCACUUACGCAUAGGGGAUAA
Messenger RNA from Penicillium concentricum, 1698 nucleotides. RefSeq lists its product as uncharacterized. The coding region runs from base 1 to 1698 and encodes 565 amino acids. The transcript has a single exon. The record is from RefSeq and is a predicted model, not a curated record. Lineage: Eukaryota; Fungi; Ascomycota; Eurotiomycetes; Eurotiales; Aspergillaceae.